AUGUUUCGUAAUUCGAAUAAUAAUGCAACCGCAGGUGUAUCUAAUCCAUAUAAGCAUGAUAGAAGGGCACUAUUCUUAUCCAGAAUAAAUGAUGAACGCAUGGCCCAUGCCAUGUCCAUUCUUGUUGAUAGGGAAGUAACCGUAAAUCUAGAAAAUGGAGGGAAGAUUAAAGGAAUUUUUAAUUCGUUCGAUCCUUCCAGUAGAGGAAACAAUAAAGCAAUCGACAUUGCCCUCGGAUCCCGAACCAGCUCCAACGAUGCUCGUGAUAAACACAAUCAGAAUAAACCAACGAUUAUAUACGGUGGUGACUACCAUUUUAUAUCUGCAUAUGGAAUAACCAAAAAUACAGUCGAAGCUAAAUCCGAUGCUACACAAUCUCCAAUUAGGAACAAUAAUUUUAAUAAAUUUAAGACUGAUACAGAAAUAUCUAGCUCUAAAGCUAUUAAAGUGAAUCCAACUCUAACAGAAUGGAAACCGGCAGAACCGGUCAGUGAUGAAAAUCUCGUAGAAUUAGAUAAAAUUGAGGAUACUGAAUGGGAUCAAUUCGAAACUAAUAGUAGGGGAUAUGGAGUCGUCACUACCUAUGACGAAAAUUUGUACACUACUGCUCUUGAUAUGAAUGAAAUACCCGAAAGUGUUCGUGAACAUGCGACUGCUCUCGCGGCUGAAAUUAUGGCUAACAAUGGUGAAGGUAGCUACGCACAAAUAGAAUCCCUAUUGGAGGAUGAGGAUUGUGUAUCUACUAACGAAAAUGUCUCAGAUAAUGCGUCACAAAGGCAUGUUAAAGACACUAGAAAGAAGGAAAAGGUACACCAAUCACAGAAAUUUAAACCUAAAACUUCUACGCAUGACACAGAUUCUAAUGUCGAAAGAUCUGUGAAGGCACAGCCCAAUCGUGCAGGUAAUCCAUAUUUCAUUUUUCACAACUACAAUGUAGAAGAAGUGGAUAGACCGGAACAGGUUAAGGUUACUCAUGUCUCUCAAAAGGGUAAACACACAGAUAGGCAGCUUUCUCAUCAAAUAAGUAUCAAUGCUCUCAACCUUGAACCUGCAGGUACAAGGGUGGAUGGAUUUUCUAAGCCACUGAUCCAUUAUGAGAAAAAAUCGUCCGAGAAUACAUCUGAUGAUAAAAAUGCAGAGAAAAACGAGUUUUUGUCAGCUUCCAAGAGAGUAGAUGAGAAGCUUAGUCAGGCCACUACCCAAGGUUACAGAGAUCUCUCACCUGGUGAUAUGAAUAAAAAGUUAUUUAAAUUCAAUCCUAAUGCUUCCAGCUUUACCCCAAAUGUUAAUAGCGAACAUACAACUCCCAUGUCUAGUGCGGCAAACCGUGAAAUCUCUGACACACGUGUAGAGGCUCAACAAACUACCGCAAGAGUUCACGAAUUCAAACCGUUUAAACCUAUGCAAUACUAUCCUCGUCUGAACGUGCGUGAACGCCGAAGAAUAGAUCCAAGGAACUUAUUUACACAGGGAACUGAAGACAAAUGGGGUAUAUCAACUGAAAUCAGCUAUAGAGAUGUUUUUGGUGACAUAUCAUCGCUACAUUUACAUCCUAAUAUUGUGCCCAUUCGAGCUCAUCACAUAAUGGCACAGAAUCCGAUGGCGGCAGCGGCGUUUAUGCUGCCACACGGAACACCCAUAUCGUAUCCUGCUUAUAUAGGAGGAAUACCCAUAGGUGUUGUACCAUAUGGUCCCAAGAUAACCCCAAGAUUCAUUAACGGAGUUCCCUAUGGACCACAAAUUAUUCAAAACCCCGUAUUGGCCAGAAGAACUCCUACAUCAAGCUCAAAUUUACACACACUCGUACCAAUAAACGUUUGUUAUGCACCAAAAAUUACAAACAUUUUAGGCAGUGACGAAUGA
This is a messenger RNA of Theileria equi strain WA, 1863 nucleotides long. Its product is annotated as ataxin-2 N-terminal region domain-containing protein. Gene Ontology annotation, molecular function: RNA binding. Lineage: Eukaryota; Apicomplexa; Aconoidasida; Piroplasmida; Theileriidae. The transcript is spliced from 5 exons. Gene Ontology annotation, biological process: cytoplasmic stress granule assembly. Gene Ontology annotation, cellular component: cytoplasmic stress granule. The record is from RefSeq and is a predicted model, not a curated record. Bases 1 to 1863 code for a protein of 620 amino acids.